This is a messenger RNA of Chinchilla lanigera (long-tailed chinchilla), 1949 nucleotides long. RefSeq names its product lactation elevated 1 (gene Afg1l). The record is from RefSeq and is a predicted model, not a curated record. Bases 177 to 1601 code for a protein of 474 amino acids. NCBI's taxonomy places the organism in Eukaryota, Metazoa, Chordata, Mammalia, Rodentia, Chinchillidae. Gene Ontology annotation, cellular component: mitochondrion; cytoplasm. The transcript has 13 exons. Gene Ontology annotation, molecular function: ATP binding; ATP hydrolysis activity.
GGCACAGGAGUGUGUCUGCCCGCCCCUUGGGGCUGGAGGUCACCUCCCUUAGCUGCUCCCUAGCUUCCCUCGGGCGGGCGGAGCGUUCCCCGAGCACGGUUGGGUUUCACUGUGCCACCGUCUCUCAUCUGGCUUUCAAUAAAGUUUCCCCUUCCUCCCCUUGCACGGAGCGCAAGAUGGCGGCCUCCCGGUCGCCCUUGGCCGUCCUGCGCGCCCUGGCGCGGACCCCGCGGAGUGGGGCUCGCGUGGGGUGCGGGGCCCGGGCCGCCGUCCCGGGGAGGCCCCUCUGGAAAGCCUACACAGUUCAGACACUUGACAGUGUGACCCGAACUGCUGCUUCUGAGGCCUAUUUGAAAGCUUUGGCUGUUUGCCAUGGACCUCUGGACCACUAUGACUUUCUGAUCAAAGCUCAUGAGCUGAAGGACGAUGAACAUCAAAGAAGAGUCAUACAGUGUUUGCAGAAAUUGCAUGAGGACCUUGAAAGAUACAGUGCAGAGGCGGAAGGCUUUCUUUCAAAGCUUUUUUCAAGGAGCAAGCCUCCAAGGGGCCUGUAUGUUUAUGGAGAUGUUGGUACAGGGAAAACAAUGGUGAUGGAUAUAUUUUAUGCUUAUGUGGAAAUGAAGAGGAAAAAACGGGUCCAUUUUCAUGGCUUUAUGCUAGAUGUGCAUAAAAGAAUACAUCGCCUUAAACAGAGCUUGCCAAAAAGGAAACCAGGAUUCGUGACCAAAUCAUAUGACCCAAUAGCUCCCAUAGCUGAAGAAAUCAGCCAAGAAGCAUGUCUCCUAUGUUUCGAUGAAUUUCAGGUCACUGACAUUGCUGAUGCCAUGAUUCUGAAACAGCUUUUUGAAAAUCUGUUCAAAAACGGGGUCGUCGUUGUGGCAACGUCCAACAGACCACCGGAAGACCUCUAUAAAAAUGGACUCCAAAGGGCUAACUUUGUACCAUUCAUCGCUGUCCUGAAGGAAUAUUGUCAUACUGUCCAGCUAGAUUCUGGAAUAGAUUACCGGAAAAGGGAACUCCCUGCUGCAGGAAAACUCUACUACCUCACAAGUGAAGCUGAUGUGGAGGCUGUCAUGGAUAAGUUGUUUGAUGAGCUGGCUCAGAAACAAAAUGAUUUAACUAGACCAAGGAUUCUAAAAGUGCAAGGCAGAGAGCUGCGGCUGAAUAAAGCCUGUGGAACCAUUGCCGACUGCACAUUUGAAGAGCUGUGUGAGAGACCACUCGGAGCCAGUGACUAUUUGGAACUGUCGAGGAAUUUUGAUACAGUAUUUUUACGGAACAUUCCACAAUUUACGUUGGCAAAGAGGACCCAAGCUCGAAGAUUCAUAACUCUCAUUGAUAAUUUUUAUGAUUUCAAGGUGCGUAUAAUUUGCUCUGCCUCAACUCCUAUAUCAAGCUUAUUUUUGCAUCAACAUCAUGACAGUGAAUUGGAGCAAAGCAGAAUACUGAUGGAUGAUUUGGGGCUGAGCCAGGACGCGGCUCAGGGGCUGUCCAUGUUCACCGGGGAAGAGGAGAUCUUCGCGUUCCAGCGCACCACCUCGCGGCUCACGGAGAUGCAGACCGAGCAGUACUGGAACGAAGGGGACAGAAGCCAGAAGUGACCGUCCUUUCCCACGAGGACUGUGCACAUGGCGACUGCAGGGAGAACUCUGCAGAACUGUGAGACUUGAAAGAAUCGUUUUCUCAUCGUCCGUUACGCACUUUGUCCUCUGGACCAUUCUAAUCUAAGAUUGCUGUCAAAGAUGCAGUGGAUUAGUAAGUUAAAGAUUUAAAACUUUUAUAGAUCUGCUUUUGCCUAUUUAUUUGGACUUCUUUCUGCACCACAAAAUUGAAUAUUGUAAUGAUUUGAUGAUUGAAAAUGAUUGUAAAAGCAGACAAUGCGCUUUACAGGAAACCCCCUGAGUGAACCUUGAAUGUACAAACACUAAAUCCCAGUCCUGAUGUCUCCA